Messenger RNA from Pipistrellus kuhlii (Kuhl's pipistrelle), 5260 nucleotides. It is a transcript of the gene FOXN1, whose product is annotated as forkhead box N1. Gene Ontology annotation, molecular function: DNA-binding transcription factor activity, RNA polymerase II-specific; transcription cis-regulatory region binding. NCBI's taxonomy places the organism in Eukaryota, Metazoa, Chordata, Mammalia, Chiroptera, Vespertilionidae. Gene Ontology annotation, biological process: regulation of transcription by RNA polymerase II. Bases 1914 to 4064 code for a protein of 716 amino acids. The transcript has 9 exons. The record is from RefSeq and is a predicted model, not a curated record.
GCCGGUAUGUGUUUGUCUUACACUAGAUCUGUAUUAUUAGUCGUGGUGGCGGAAUUAAUAUCCCUAAAAAUAGAUGGGUAAUAAUGAGCAUUCCUUCUGAUAAUGAUAUGUCUAAGCAUGAAAGGCCUGUAACCGAAGAAAUAGUAGAAUCUCGUGCCGUCGUAUGCCCUCACUAAGGUGGGCAUGCAGCUGGGUAUAAGCAUUCCUGACCACCCCCAUGGGGAGCACCCAGGGAAGGGCAAAUGGUUGAAGAGGAACGAUCUCAGCCACCAUUCCUCUCCUGAAGUGCCACGUGCCGGGGACCCCAAUAAAGGAGGCAGGAGCAGCAGACAAGAUGGUGUCGGUUUUUCUGCUUCUCAUUCAGUUCCCAGGACAGCCAGGUGAGGUAUGUAGGGAAAUGAUGAGGUUCCUAUUUUAUAAAGAAGGAAAUGAGGUUCAUUCCUGUGACUGGCCCACGCUGAUGCUGGGAGAGGAUGUUUGUGUGCUCCUUGGUGAGAAGGACUACUUGUGAGGGCCACGGGGGGUGGAGGGGAGCCUUCUGAGAUGAUAAAUGUCAGGCUAAAGUAUGAGGUGAAACAAGGGUUCUGGCAUCCCUACUGGUCAUACAGUUCAAAUGCUCAGCUGCCAAUCAGCACCACAGCCAAUCAAUUCUGCAGCCAGUGACCAAUACAGCCCACAGGAGGCUGGGGGUGGGACUACCAGGCUCAGCCUUGAGUGACUUCACAUGGAGGAAGGACUUCUGGACCACGGAUCAGCAGAGUUAAUGGGUACUCAGCCUUAAGGAGCUUCCUCCCAUUCCCUAUCCCAUUCUGUCACUUCUCUUCAGCCAAUGUGGCCGGAGGAAGCUUGUUUUCAAGAAGGAUGAAGGCAAUAUUUCAUAAUCCAAGAAAAAACCCUCCUGUUCCUUCAGUCUCUCCCUACAUCACCAUCUAUUCUUUGGUCCUUUUCACAGCUGGACAGAUUGAGGGUUAGAAAGAACUUUCUUCCCUGGAAAUCAUUGUCUAAAUCCCCAGACCACUGCGCUAAUCCUGGGAGGACUAAGCAGACAGGAAGUCCCCACCCUCAGGAGCCCAGCAAUCCAGUCAGGCCCCCCAUGGUUCUAGGUCACCUUGGCCACCUACAAGGGCCUUGCCAUGCCUGUUCUCGCUGUCAGACACAGGCCUGCCCUUAAAAAUACCCGGGGGAGGUGGGAGCUUAGUGGCAUCUUCUCCCUAAAUUGCCCAUCUAAGGGUUUCACUUUUUUUUUUUUAAUUUUGCCUCCCCCUCCACCCGCUAAUCUUGGAGGGCAAGCUGACCUUGCUUCUGGGAGCAAGAUCUGAAGGUGGGCUCACAGCUGCAGAGCCUGGACUCCAGAGUAGGCAGGAGGGAGGGAGGAAAAGGCAGACCGUGAAUGAUAUCCAAGAGCAAAAGAUCCUAUGGGGACUGGGGGUGUUUAGAUGGGAGGUCUCCAGAAAAGGGCGUCUAAGGAGUAGGGGGAACCCAGUAGAGUCAAUCUCUCAGACUAGGUGGUCAUAGCAGAGCAGAGAAGGGGUCCUGGUAGAUAUGUCUUUAAAAAGGAUGAAUGGGUGCUUCCCCCUGCCCCCCUUGAAACCAAGCAUUCCUUCCUUCCCAUCUACCAAUAAGCAUCCACAGGCAGGUCAAGGAUUCCCAUCAGUCUGUCUAUUUAUCCAAGCACACUAGCUGCUAUUUGUUCAUCCAUCUGCCUGUCUGUUUACCCAUGUGUCCACCUUUCCAUCCAGUCAUUUGUCUAUCCAUCAAUCUGCCCAUCCAUUGACCUGUCAAUUCCAUCCAUCCAUCCAUCCAUUCACCCACCAAUUCAUCCAUCAGCCAUCCACCCAUCCAUCAUCCAUCCAUCCAGAGAGAUCAGGUCCCAGUUGGUCUCCCCAGAGCUGCUGGGAAGGGCCUGUGGUCCCAUGGCAUUUAUGGGGCAUGUGACCUGCCUGCCAGGCCUGGGGAAGCAGCCCCGCCCCAGCCCUCAGGCAGGGGGCUGGUCCAGGCAUGUGGGAGUAUUUAUACCUCCAUGGAGGCUGCUAGGGUGUUGCUGGCCUGAUGACUCCCUGAAGCCGAGAUGGUGGCCAUGGCCCAGAGCCCACUCCGGCUUUCUUCGAGGCCAGGACCGGGUGAUGGUGUCGCUACUCCCGCCGCAGUCUGACGUCACGCUGCAGGGCUCCACCAGACUGGAGGGCGAGCCCCCAGGGGACCUCAUGCAGGCGCCGGGCCUCCCAGGCUCCCCUGCCCCACAGAGCAAGCACGCCGGCUUCAGCUGCUCGUCAUUUGUGCCCGAUGGCCCUCCGGAGAGGGCACCCUCACUGCCGCCGCACAGCCCCAGCAUCGCAUCCCCAGGCCCUGAGCAAGUCCACUGCGCGGCUGGUCCUGGCCCCAGCCCUUUCCGGCUCUCACCCGCAGACAAGUACCCCAGCUUCAGCUUUGAAGAGGGCCCAGCAAGCAGCCCCGGGCGCUUCCUCAAGGGGGGCCAUGUGCCCUUCCACCCAUACAAGCGGCAUUUCCAGGAGGACAUCUUCCCCGAGGCCCAGACCGCCCUGGCCCUCGACGGACACACCUUUAAGACCCCAGGGGUGCUGGAGGCCUUUGAAGAGAUGCCCGUGGAUGUGGGGGAGGCUGAGGCCUUCCUGCCCGGCUUCUCAGCAGAGGUCUGGUGCAAUGGGCUCCCCUACUCCAGCCAAGAGCACAGCCCCCAGGUCUUGGGGUCGGAAAUCAAGGUCAAGCCCCCAGCUCUGGAGCCUGGUCCUGGCAUGUACUGUUUCCAGCCCCCCUUGCAGCACAUGUACUGUCCCUCGCAGCCUCCCUUCCACCAGUACUCACCAGGUGGCGGCAGCUACCCUGUACCCUAUCUGGGCUCCCCACACUAUCCGUACCAGCGGAUUGCACCCCAGGCCAGCACUGAUGGGCACCAGCCACUCUUCCCCAAGCCCAUCUACUCCUACAGCAUCCUCAUCUUCAUGGCCCUUAAGAACAGCAAAACUGGGAGCCUUCCUGUCAGCGAGAUCUACAAUUUUAUGACGGAGCACUUCCCGUACUUCAAGACGGCGCCCGAUGGAUGGAAGAAUUCUGUCCGCCAUAACCUCUCUCUCAACAAAUGCUUUGAGAAGGUGGAGAACAAAUCGGGAAGUUCCUCUCGUAAGGGCUGCCUGUGGGCCCUCAACCCAGCCAAGAUCGACAAGAUGCAGGAGGAGCUGCAGAAGUGGAAGAGGAAAGACCCCAUCGCUGUGCGCAAGAGCAUGGCCAAGCCGGAAGAGCUGGACAGCCUCAUUGGAGACAAGAGGGAGAAGCUGGGCACCCCGCUCCUGGGCUGCCCACCCCCUGGGCUGGCAGGCCCAGGCCCCAUCCAGCCCCUGGCACCUCCGGUUGGGCUCUCCCAGCCGCUGCACUCAAUCCACCCGGUUCCAGGCCCCAUGCCUGGCAAAAACUCCCUGCAGGACCUCCUUGGGGGCCACACGCCCUCCUGCUACGGGCAGACAUACUCACACCUCUCCCCGGGCCUGGGCCCUCCUGGACCGCCGCCGCCACUGUUCCCGCAGCCAGAUGGGCACCUUGAGCUGCGGGCCCAGCCGGGCACCCCCCAGGACUCACCUCUGCCCGCCCACACCCCACCCAGCCACAGCACCAAGCUGCUGGCGGAGCCCUCCCCGGCCAGGACCAUGCAUGACACGCUGCUGCCUGACGGAGAUCUCGGCACGGACCUGGAUGCCAUCAAUCCCUCUCUCACCGACUUUGACUUCCAAGGAAACCUGUGGGAACAGCUGAAGGAUGACAGCUUGGCCCUCGACCCCUUGGUACUGGUGACCUCAUCCCCGACAUCAUCUGCAGUGCUGCCACCUCCGCCGCCUCCCCACUGCUUCCCUCCAGGGCCCUGUCUGGGAGAGGCGGGCAGUGGGGCGGGCGACUUGGCAUCACCAGGCAGCGGGGGCUCGGCAGCCCUGGGCGACCUGCACCUCACCACCCUCUACUCGGCCUUCAUGGAGCUGGAGCCCCCACCCCCCACGGCCCCCGCCGGCCCCUCCGUGUACCUCAGCCCCAGCUCCAAGCCCAUGGCCCUGGCAUGAGCCAUGCCCAGCAGCAGCUCCAGCCUCGGCCUGGCCUGGAGGUCCCAGCUGGCCGCCCACGCCGGGCUCACCUUAAAGGUCAAAGAAGGAAAACUCUCCCUGUCCCCUAUGCCACUAAGCCAACUUGUUUGUUAGCUGACAGCCAGGGGGGUGGAGACACCACCCAGGAUGCUACCCCGCACACAUUUCUGCUGCCCGGUGGGCCAGCUCCUCACUCAGAGCCCCCGAGAACAAGUGUCUGGGCGAAAACGUCACCCACUCUCACUCAUCCACACUCAAGCCUUCAUGCGCCUGUGCCCGUGCGCAUCCACCGUCAUUCAGCCAUACACCCACCCACACGCCUUAUAUCCUGAGGAACCGGAACUGCAUCACAGAGCCUGACUUCCUUUCUGGGGCAGCUGGGAGCUGAGGGCUUUGGUGACCGAAAGCUCAGAGCCUCCAGCAGGCCCAAGACCACCCUGAUGCCCACAUUCUCUUUGGGCCCGGCCCCCUCUAGGCAUGAUCUUCCCCGAAGUCGAGGUAUUUAUUCUCCCAUCUUCAUUCCAGCAGCCUGUGAGGGAGCAGGAGGCACGGAGCCUCUCCCCAAGUUGCCCGGGGACCCCCCGGGGGGCUGCUCUUUAGCAGCAAUGACUCUGCCAGGCUCUGCCCAUCCUCCGCAUAUGCUCUGUCCAGCCCCAGGGUGACACACAGGAGGGACCACGUCCACCCCAGGCCCAAACUGAGCCCAAUCCCGACACACAGUGUUUGGAAACGCCCCCGCCCUUGGAAACUUGAAAGAGUCCUCUUCUCCCAGCCCUGGGCCUAGGAAGGGCCCCUCCGAGUCACCGCGGUCUCACUCCUUCUCUCUAAGCUCGUGUAGUUUAGGCCUCAGCUUACCAGUGACUUCCCACUGCCUAAGGCAGCCUGGGCAUUCCGGGAAGGGAAGCCUGGCACAGGCGGACAGGGGAGCACCCGUGUCCCCUCUCUGACUGCUUGACAGACCUGGGAUGCCCUUGGAGCUAGGGAUGUGGCCCUGUGGCCCCGCCAUGCCCUACCUGGAAGCCCAACCCCCACCUCGUGGGAGCCUCAGCCUACCAUGGGCCCGGGGACGACAAGAGCCCACAGAGUUUGGCCUCCGGUGAGGCACGAGCAGAACCCUCCGUGGCCUGCCAUUGUCCCUUACCCCGGAACAAUAAAGCAAGUGCCAUGCGGUCUCA